Messenger RNA from Lepus europaeus (European hare), 1752 nucleotides. It is a transcript of the gene MYBPH, whose product is annotated as myosin binding protein H. The transcript is spliced from 11 exons. Gene Ontology annotation, molecular function: protein binding. Bases 1 to 1485 code for a protein of 494 amino acids. The record is from RefSeq and is a predicted model, not a curated record. Lineage: Eukaryota; Metazoa; Chordata; Mammalia; Lagomorpha; Leporidae.
AUGACGGGAAAAGCCGCCUCCGAGGCCCCUGCCUCCGGUCCAGAGGACACCACGUCUGAGCCUGCCAAGGUGCCCAGCACAGAGCCGUCCGGAGAAGCGGAAGCCUCGGGCCCCACCCCGGAGGGGCAGCCUCCGCAGCCACAGGACCCUGCCUCUCAGGCGCCUGCCCCCGAGGCCCCCGCAGCCCCUGCAGAAGCCCCCACAGAAGCCCCUGCAGAAGUCCCCGCAGCCACUAAGCCUGCACCCCACAGUGAAGAUAUUCCCAGUGCCCCGCUGCAGCUGGCCUUGGAGGAUGUGAGCAGUAGCUCUGUGACCGUGAGCUGGGAGCCCCCGGAGAAGCUGGGGAAGCUGGGGAUCCAGGGCUACGUGCUGGAGCUCCGCCGAGAGGGAGCCUCCGAGUGGGUGCCUGUGAACGCCCGGCCUCUGAUGGUGACCCAGCAGACCGUGCGGAACCUGGCUCUUGGAGACAAGUUCUUCUUGCGCGUGCUCGCAGUGAGCCUGGCGGGCGCCGGCCCCCCGGCCGUGCUGGACCAGCCCAUCCACAUCAUGGAGACCAUUGAGGCCCCCAAGAUCCGCGUCCCCCGCCACCUCCGUCAGACCUACCUCCGCCAUGUGGGAGAGGCCAUCAACCUGCAGAUCCCCUUCCAGGGGAAGCCCAAGCCCCAGGCCUCAUGGACACACAAUGGCCAGGCCCUGGACACCAAACGCAUGAAUGUGCGCAGUGGAGACCAGGACUCCAUCCUCUUUAUCCGCUCGGCCCAGCGCUCUGACUCCGGUCGCUAUGAGCUCACCGUGCGGCUGGAAGGCUUGGAGGCCAAGGCAGCCAUCGACAUCCUGGUGAUCGAGAAGCCUGGGCCCCCCAGCAGCAUCAAGCUGUUGGAUGUCUGGGGCUGCAACGCUGCCCUCGAGUGGACCCCGCCCCAAGACACAGGCAACACGGAGCUCCUGGGCUACACGGUGCAGAAGGCGGACAAAAAGACGGGGCAAUGGUUCACGGUGCUGGAGCGCUACCACCCUACCACCUGCACCGUCUCCGACCUCAUCAUCGGUAACUCCUACUCCUUCCGGGUCUUCUCUGAAAACCUGUGUGGACUCAGCGACUCGGCCGCAGUCACCAAGGAGCUUGCCCACAUCCAGAAGGCAGCUAUCGUGGCCAAACCCAAGGGAUUUGUGGAGCGAGACUUCUCAGAAGCUCCCUCGUUCACGCAGCCCCUGGCUGACCGCACCUCCACACCUGGCUACAGCACCCAGCUGUUCUGCAGUGUCCGGGCAUCGCCCAAGCCCAAGAUCAUCUGGAUGAAGAACCAGAUGAACAUCCAGGGCGACCCCAAGUACCGGGCCGUCUCUGACCAGGGGGUCUGCACCCUGGAGAUCCGCAAGCCCAGCCCCUUUGACUCCGGCGUCUACACCUGCAAGGCUGUCAAUGCGCUGGGGGAGGCCUCCGUGGAGUGCCGGCUGGAGAUCAAAGCCUCGGCCACACACUGAGCAGCUGCGGGAGGAGGAGGCAGAUGCCACAGCCUUUAGGAUCCGACCCCCCAGCCCAGGCCCGGGAUCUGACUCCACAGAGGCCCAAGGCACCCUAGUCCACAGCCCCGGCUCAUGGGACCGUCCUUGCCACCGCCACUGGCCCCUCCCCACCAAGGCUGGAGUCCCAGGCUUCCAGGGUGCACGGGACCCAGAGGGUGUGGGGGUUGGAGAGGGCCGCAGGGUUGUGUGCUGGGCAGGAAGCCUUCAAAUAAAGGCGUGUGGUGU